This is a messenger RNA of Stylonychia lemnae, 3792 nucleotides long. The record is from the annotation of a GenBank genome assembly. NCBI's taxonomy places the organism in Eukaryota, Ciliophora, Spirotrichea, Sporadotrichida, Oxytrichidae.
AUGGAAUUCAAGGGAUACAGUUCACUGUGGAAAGCAGUUAUUAGACCACCAAGACUAGAGUACGCAAUCAGCGAUCUUGGACCAGAAGUCUUUGAAUUAAAUCAUGUAGUGUACAAGAGAACCGAUGUUAUUCUGAACAACAAAUUCGGCUUUAAAAUCCAUUGCUCGCAUUUCGAGCCUGAAGAAACUUAUAGAUCUUGGGAGGAAAUGCCUUGUGUUGUUUACAUGCACGGUAACAGUUCUUCAAGACUUGAAGCACUUGAAGCAUUGCCUUAUAUAUUGCCAGCAAAUAUUACUCUGUUCUGUUUUGAUUUCGCAGGAUGCGGAAUAUCUGAAGGAGAAUAUAUAUCUUUGGGGUGGCAUGAGAGAGAUGAUCUGAAUAUUAUUGUUGAAUAUUUAAGAAAUGAGAGAAAAGUCUCUACAAUUGGACUUUGGGGUAGAUCUAUGGGUUCAGUCACAGCUUUGCUUCACGGUGAUAGAGAUCCAAGCAUAGCUGGUAUGGUCCUGGACUCUCCCUUCUCUAAUAUGAAGAUUUUGGUAAAUGAAUUAGCCAAGUAGUACACUAAAAUCCCUUCAUUUUUAGUCAGUGGAGCUUUGAAAAUAGUUAAAAGCACUGUCAAGUCAAAGGCGAAAUUCGAUCUUGACGAUCUCUCUCCAAUUGAUCAUGUGAGUGAAUGCUUCAUCCCAGCAAUGUUCGCUUGCGCCAACGGAGACGACUUUAUCUAGCCACAUCAUACUCAGGACUUAUUCAAUAAGUAUGCAGGCGAUAAGAACAUCGUUAAAUUCGAGGGAGACCAUAACAGUAUGAGACCAGAAUUCUUCUUUAACUCUGUUGUGAUAUUCUUCCACAACACACUUCAAGUAGAAUCGCUCUUACGAGAGGAUAACAAAAUAUCAUCCUCAAAGAAAAAAAGUAGCAAUGAUUUUGAAGGAGAUGAUGAUUAUCUGGGUGGAUCUGGAUAAAAUAUGCUUUUCUAAUCGAUAGGCAGGUCAAGUAAUAUGGGAGCUAAUCCUUUCGGACAAAGCAUGGGAGACGCUCACUUUUCAAAUCAUGAUGAAGAUAACGAGGAGGAAAUUCUAAGGAAAAUCAUGGAGAAUUCCAUGAGAACUCAUUAAGAGGAAGAAUCAAAGCGUUCUGGUAGAAUCAGCAGUAGAAGCUAGCAAAUGCUAAUACUUAAACUUCUUCUUUACAAGAUAAUAGCAACAAUAAUCAGCAUCCCUAAAUUUGAAGCAAUCUCCAAACUAGAUAACUUUGCUUUUUAAGCUAAGCGCCAUGGAGAAUCUACCAGAGCCUGUAUUAAGGAAUUCCAUUCUAGGAGUGAUUUGACCUGGGAAAUCCUUUUUGUUCUAUUCUACAAAUUGAACCAUAACCUCUUUGGUGAAGUACUUCUACCUGGCUGGGACUACAAUAGCCAUUGCGGCUACUAGCGACUGAGCACAGAGCAUUAUCACUGCUAAGAUUAUGCAUGGAUACUCGUUUGGAAUCUAAAACUGUAUUGUUUGAGAUCAUUUGAAGAGGUUCAAAAGACUAAUGAAUAUAUGGAGACCCACUUCCUCAAACAGAAAAUGUAUGCGACUUCUGAAAACAAUGUAGAAAGUAACUUCUUAUGGGUGGACUACGCCUCCUACCUUAUUGAAAGAGCUGAGAACAAAGACCUGUAGUUCCUUACCUCCUAAUUCAUCAGAAAAGUCAACAACAAUAUUUCAUGUCUUAUGACUCUAGCUCUACUUGACUUGCCCUUCAAUGCAGAGCAACAUCAAUAUAAGACCAAUGAAGGCAGAGGAUUGCUUUAAUAUCUAUUCAAGAAGGAAGUUAGAGAGGCACAAACUGAUAUCACUAAUGAUAUCUUGGUUAUCCACAGAUACCAAAAUCCUCUUAACUAAACUGAGAGCUCUCAGACUCUUCCUGAGGAGUUUUUGACUAACAGAGCAUACUAGUGUGAAGUUAUUAUGACUAAUGUCUCACCUUAAAAGAAAGAAUUCUCAAUGCUUUAUCAAAUACCUCAGGGCUCUUUGCCACUUCAGAAAGAUAAGUACAUGAAAUCCAUUCCCUAGACACUUACUCCAUACACAACGAUCAGGCUGACCUUCCACUUUUACUUCCCUCAAGCUGGAAGUUUCGUGCACUUCCCUUCAAAUAUUUCAGAAGAUCAAAAAGUUAUAGCCAGAGCAGUUUCAAAUAAGUUAGUAGUCGUUGACAAAUUCUCUACCAAGAAGAAGGAGACUUUCAGAGACAUCAUCUAAAAUGGAAACAAGGACGACAUCAUUGAAUUCCUAAGAACUGCUAAUUUAUUCAACGGAGAGAGAGGCUUCAACCUCUAAGAUAUGAUGUGGAUGCUCAAAGACUAUGAAUUUUUCAUAAGAGUUACUCAAACACUGAGAGAGAGACUUAUAUUCUUUGAUUAAGUAUGGAAGUAUGGAAUAUACCACAGAGAGGAAUAAGCUAUUAUAGAGCUACUUAGUAGAGGUAAUGGUAUUCAAGUAAAAGAGACUUUAGGAGAGUACUUUUAAUCUAAGCUUUUGAGUGUUAAUCUGGUCUAGAAAGAAAUCAAGCACUUGGACUAUUAUCCUAUUAUCAACUCGAGAGCUCACUAAGUUGGUGAUACCCAGAAUUGGACCUUAAAUGUUAACCUUAGGAACACAUAUAACAGACUAUUAUCAGUCUUGAUACAGAAACCAAGUCUUAGUAUCUCAGAUAAAAUGCAGCUGGUCUAUUACUUCCAACUCUAAGAUAGAAUCAAUGAGGCAAUCAAAUUAUUCUAAAGCAUAGAUAUAAAUGAAACUGUAGAUGAGACACUGAGAAUCUAACAUGAUUACUUGAAGGCAUACUUUGACUUCUUUACUGGACAAUCUGAGAGCUUUAUUACCGCCAGAUCUAUAGUAAGGAAAUAUGAAGACUAUCCUGUGAUUUCAUGGAGGAUGGCAUUCCUCGAAAUUCUCGACUAGCUUAAUGAAUAUGAUGGAGAGAUUGAGGAGUACAAUGAGAUAGAUGAGGAUAAUAUGACUGAAGAGCAGAAGAAGCAGAAGUAUAAGCAGUCAAUCAGAAAAGAGCCAAGACUUGAAGUAGACAUCUCAACUGAAAAGAGGCAAAUAGUCUUAGAAGUAGCAAAUAUUAAAGCAGUCAGCAUUAAGUUCUAUAUUAUUGAUGCUGAGAUCCUAUUCUCUAGAACCCCGUUCCUUAAAGAAAACACUGAAGAGUUCUCAUACGUAAAGCCAUGCCAUGUGAUUGAAAGAGACCUUAACAAUGUGGAUCUUAACUCUUCAAUUGAUACUAUAACCUAUCUAUAACAACCACAAAGAUUUGAACUUGACAUUCCAGAAAACCUACAAAAUCACAAUAUGGUAAUUGAAAUAAGUGGAGAAGGCAAACAGAUCUUCAAGACUUAUUACUAGACAUAGAUCAAGGUAAACAUUCUUGAAGCAUAUGGAGAACUCAAGGUAACUGAUUGCAAUGGAGUUCCUCUGUCUAAGGUCUACGUAAAAGUAUUCUAUCAGAAGAAUGGUCAACCAGCAAGCAUCGCUGCAUUUUACAGAGAUGGUUACACAGAUAUCAGAGGUAAAUUCGAAUAUGCUCAAUCAAGUGGCAACAAACUCAAAGAAGUAGCCAAGUUUGCCAUUCUAGUGAUGAGUGACACUCUAGGUUCUGUGAUCAAGGAGUGUAAUCCACCUAAGAUGAAUGCUGUGUCUAAGGAUGUUGAAAUUCUUGUCGAUGGAGGCAGUCAACAGUCAAUGAUGAAGCAAGAAAGAGUUCUAAAGAAUAUCAACUGGCACAAAGCGAACUACAAGAAAUGA